AUCUGGUCGGCCCGGGGGGCUGGCAGCUGGAGGCUUCCGUCGCGGAGCCCCCAGGCGGAGGAGACAUGGCCGCCCCGCGCGACGCCGAGAUCCGGGAAUACGUGCAGACCUACUACGGGCAGGUGCUGAAGAAGUCGGCAGACCUCCGGACCAAUGCCUGUGUCGCCGCAGCUAGAGCCGUCCCCAAGCACAUCCGGGAAGCCUUGCAAAAUGUACAUGAAGAAGUAGCCUUGAGAUAUUAUGGCUGUGGUCUGGUCAUCCCUGAGCAUCUAGAAACCUGCUGGAUUUUGGAUCUGGGCAGUGGAAGUGGCAGAGAUUGCUACGCGCUUAGUCAGCUGGUUGGCGAGAAGGGACACAUCACUGGAAUAGACAUGACCAAAGAGCAGGUAGAAGUGGCUCAAAAGUAUCUUGAUUAUCACAUGGAAAAAUUUGGCUUCCAGACACCCAAUGUGACUUUUAUUCAUGGCUACAUUGAGAAGUUGGGAGAGGCUGGAAUCAAGAAUGAGAGUUAUGAUGUUGUUAUAUCAAAUUGUGUUAUUAACCUUUUGCCUGAUAAACAACAGGUGCUGCAGGAGGUGUAUCAAGUGCUAAAGUGUGGUGGGGAGCUAUAUUUCAGUGACGUCUAUGCUAGCCUUGAAUUGCCAGAAGAAAUCAGGACGCACAAAGUUUUGUGGGGUGAGUGCCUGGGUGGUGCUUUGUACUGGAAGGAUCUUGCCAUCCUUGCCCAAAAAAUUGGGUUCUGCCCUCCACGUUUGGUCACUGCCAGUCUCAUUACAAUUGAAAACAAGGAACUAGAAAGAGUUGUUGGUGAUUGUCGUUUUGUUUCUGCAACAUUUCGCCUCUUCAAAUGCCCUAAGAAAGGACCAUCCAAAAGAUGCCAAGUUAUUUACAAUGGAGGAAUCACAGGACACGAAAAGGUGCUAAAAUUUGAUGCAAGUUUUACAUUUAAGGAAGGUGAAAUUGUUGAAGUGGAUGAAGAGACAGCAGCUAUCUUGAAGAAUUCACGAUUUGCUCAAGAUUUUCUGAUCAGACCAAUUGGGGAGAAGGUGCCAACAUCUGGAAGCUGUUCUGCUUUAGAAUCAAAGGAUAGAAUCACAGAUCCAUUUAAGCUUGCAGAAGAUUCUGACAAUAUGAAGUCCAGAUGUGCCCCUGAUGUCGCUGGAAGCUGCUGUGGCACAAAGAAAUGCUGCUAAAGCCACAGUCAACCAAGGGACCACAGUAAUGGGCAAGAGGCUAAGAUUUCAGAAGAGAUUCGCUAGAAAUGGGUGUUGACCUUGCCCUCCAUUCAAACAGAUGAGCAGGUUGGGAAGCCCUCAGAAGUCACCAUAAACCUUCACUAGCAGCUCCUCCCUAAAGAGAGUAUAACUCCUUGAGCUAAAAAGCCUCCAAACUUGAAGGAACAUCCCUUUUACUAAGAAAAGGUAUCUUGAUUGCUUGUGUCUUGGGAAUACAGGAAGCAUAUAACCCCCACCCCUCCCCACCCAGGAUCAGUGUUUCCCUGUGUGAACUUGAGCUUGGGUUUUUUAAAUAUUGUAAAUUAUCUGGGCAAGUCUUUUCUGAUAUUUUUGUUAUUAAGUCCUGAAUUUCUAACUUCUAAAUUGCUGAAUGUCACACUUUCCUCACUGUUCUAGCUUUCUCCAAAAUGCACAGGAAAUGUCUUUAGGUUUGGCAAGCUCUUCCUCACUCCCUUCCCCGUACUCCUAUUCCAAAAGCGUACAUUCAGCAAUUCAGAGCCUUUAAGUUGUCUUCCCUUAUUCACACUUUUUAUGAAGUUAAAAUGGUUUCAUUUUCAAUCAGCUGACUUAGAAGGACCAUGUCUAUCUUUAACCUUUGUCAGAUAUCCCUAAAAAUCCCAACUAUUU
Molecule: messenger RNA, 1862 nt
Organism: Lemur catta (Ring-tailed lemur)
Lineage: Eukaryota; Metazoa; Chordata; Mammalia; Primates; Lemuridae
Gene: AS3MT
Product: arsenite methyltransferase
Exons: 12
Coding region: 66-1193 (375 amino acids)
Biological process (GO): arsonoacetate metabolic process; toxin metabolic process
Cellular component (GO): cytosol
Molecular function (GO): arsenite methyltransferase activity
Source: RefSeq, a predicted model, not a curated record